GCAUUGUGGAGGUAGCGCGCGCCCAGAGCUGAGCCGCGGCCCGGGGACCGCGCGCGGGGAGCUGUCCGAGGUGCUGACCGUCCCCGCCCGCGCCCCGCGCGCCCGCCAGCUCCCGGCCCCGCGGUUUCCCGGUCCCCGGCCGGCUCCCGCCCUCUGGCUGCCCACUUCUCUAAACCCAGGGGCGUAGCGGCUGAAGGAAGUCAUGGUGUUCGCUCCAGGUGAGAAGCCUGGGAACGAGCUGGAGGAGGUGAAGCUUCAGAAUGCCAGCAAGCAGAUUGUUCAGAAUGCCAUCCUGCAAGCCGUGCGGCAAGUCUCCCAGGAGAGCCUGCGGAGGGAAGGCAGACCCAGUGACAGCAGGGUCCGGGGCCAUCUGGGAGGGCGCGAGCUGACCAAGAAACAUGAAAAGAAGUAAUGGGUGCUGCUGGCUCUGGCUCUUGUGACAUGCUUGGAUUCUGCGUUUCCUGUUAGCAUAGGACGUGUCACCAAAAUGUUGCCAAUAAGCAAAGCAAAGUGUCGUGGAUGCCUGUCAGUAGGAUGAGUUCAUGCUGGCCUUUACGACAAGCUGUGGUUUGCAUUGGGGACUCUUCAUGUCUUUGUAAUACCUCCGGAAGCAGCUGUGCCAGACACGGCACUCACACCGCAAAGUCAUUUUAUAACAAACCUAUUUUCCAAGUUCUUAAAAAAAAAAAGAAUUCUACAUCUUGUUUAUUUAUACAUUCUUUCUAUGUAUAAUUCAACCAGCGGCCUUUAUUCCCCUUCACAGUUACUGAGUGCAGCUCUGUGUUCUUCAUAAGUAUUAGAAGACACACUAGAAAGAUGACAGAAUAGAGUUUUAGCCUAGUUCAAAUACUGGCUUGCAGGCUGUUAUGAUUAAAGUACAGGUUGAAGGUCAAAUUGAGCAGAGCAGGUCUGAGCCCAGUCCUGAGCUACAGCUUAUGUUUAUUUCACUCCAGGAAAAAGAGAGGGAGAAGCGUUUAUGCUGUGUGAGAACUCAGCCUUUUAAAUCUCUGUUCUCUGAGUUGUUUGUAGUUGGUGUUUACUUUCUGUGCAGAGAUCUGGUAGGGCCAGUACAGAAAUCCUUUCUUAGCUGGAGAUUAAAUAAGAUGACUGAGCAUGUACCCAUGAGUUGCUGGUGAUUCAGUUCUUUGGCAGCCAUCUUGGGCAGCCAUCUUGGGCAGCCAUCUUGGGCAGCCAUAUUCUGAGCCCUGAAGAUGCUUCUCAUCCUGGGUUUAUCUACCCAUGAGGGUGGAGAGGGCAGCAUCCUUGGCAGGGAGUCUGGACCCUAUGACCACUCCACUGUCACUCAGCUCUGUAUUUCACUGGUCCCUUACUGAUAGGGAAUUUUAUUCUUCCAUAAAAGAAAUCAGCAUGACCAUUACAAAAGCUGUAAAGCAUUGCUAAGGAAACUGUUUAGUUUUUAACUCUCUGAGGCAUGUAAACAGAAUGAAAAGAGUGAAGCGGCUGUAGGCUGAAAGCAUUUGGAGAGAGGUGUGUGCACGUGUAUCAACAUAGCCAUCUCCAUUAAACCCCAUAACUUCCUGCUGCUGCUCCUGUGUAGACAACAGAUUCCUCUCUGGAGACAUCCUUUAGAGUCUGUUUACUAUGAUUCACAAAGGCCACUGGGUUGGUGCUCCUUGGGACAGCAGAAGAAUUUAGCAUUGGUUAGAAACCUCUGGUCUAAAGAGUGUGAGUGUCUACAUUGACAUGUGUUCUAAAUGCAAAGUAUUGCUAUGAUACAAAAUAUGGCUAGUGCUCAGACACCUCCGAAAUUCCAAUAUUCCAUGUUAUGUGGGACCAGGGAUACUACAGAUAACAUUAGAUGGGUAAAACUAUCCAUUUUUAAUAUGUUAGACUGUAUUUGGUGGUGCACAGGUGGGACAAAUUAAUUUAGAGAGAGAAUUCAUGAGGGGAAAGGGGUCUGAAAUUUUAGAUAUUGUUUAUUCAUUGAUGUUUUAAAAGCAGAACUCAUGGCAAUUGAAGAAUGAACCUAAAAUCAUAUGGCUGACACAGUUGCUUAGCCUGGGCAGUGAGUGGAAAUAAUCUUGGAGAAAUUAUUCAGAUGUGCCCACAAAUGAGAAACAAACCCAGUGCUUGUAGUUCGCAGGUGACCUGCCACUGUGUCUCUGCCGAGACAUCUAUCUGUAACCAACUUUGUUUCUCUGUCAAAUGGCAGAAAUAUAAAUAUGUUAUCUUUCUUCUCUGGUGUGUAUGUAGUACUAAGCUAGGGGCCUGGGAAAUAUUAUUAAUUUCUGUAUUUAAAUACUAUUUAUAAAUAAACUAUAUCCAGCUUUGAAAUAUGUAUCCAUAUAAAGCAUUUUUCUACAAGCU
Arvicanthis niloticus (Nile rat) is the source of this 2328-nucleotide messenger RNA. RefSeq names its product A-kinase anchor inhibitor 1 (gene Akain1). Lineage: Eukaryota; Metazoa; Chordata; Mammalia; Rodentia; Muridae. The record is from RefSeq and is a predicted model, not a curated record.